Ornithorhynchus anatinus (platypus) is the source of this 2597-nucleotide messenger RNA. It is a transcript of the gene OVOL1, whose product is annotated as ovo like transcriptional repressor 1. The coding region runs from base 163 to 963 and encodes 266 amino acids. Lineage: Eukaryota; Metazoa; Chordata; Mammalia; Monotremata; Ornithorhynchidae. Gene Ontology annotation, biological process: regulation of transcription by RNA polymerase II; epidermal cell differentiation. Gene Ontology annotation, molecular function: RNA polymerase II cis-regulatory region sequence-specific DNA binding; DNA-binding transcription factor activity, RNA polymerase II-specific. The record is from RefSeq and is a predicted model, not a curated record. The transcript is spliced from 4 exons. Gene Ontology annotation, cellular component: nucleus.
CCCGUUUUUUUUCCCUUUUCGUUCGGAGGCGGGCGGUUUGUUUUUUUUUUUUUGUCCCGGGGGCCGUUUUUACGCCCCUCCCCCGGGUCAGGGUGGGCGAGGGGAUCGCCACGGAAUAGGAGACCCCCUCCCCCUCGAGGGCAGAGACAGAUAUCUCGGAAAAUGCCCCGAGCUUUCCUGGUCAAGAAACCUUGCAUCUCCACCUGCAAGAGGAACUGGAGCGAGCUCCCAGACGAGGAGCGGGGAGAGAUCUACGUGCCAGUCAGCCUGGGCUUCUGUCCGCCGCCGCCCUGCAAUGACUUGGAGCCGUCUGUGGCGGAACCCCCUCCGUGCCCUCUGGCCCUGGAUAUGAGCAUGAGGGACCCCGGCUACGGAGCCGCCCCGGGGCCCUGCGUGGCCCGACUGCCCGCCGACGACCUGGGCCGCCUGCCGGACUCCCAGGCCAGGGAGCACAACUUCCUGCGCCCCAAGAUGAAGGUGACAUUGGGUGACAGUCCCAGUGGGGACCUCUUCACUUGCCACAUCUGCCAGAAGGGCUUCACCUAUCAACGCAUGCUAAACCGCCACAUGAAGUGUCACAAUGACGUCAAGAGGCACCUGUGCACCUAUUGCGGCAAGGGUUUCAACGACACCUUUGACCUCAAGAGACACGUCCGCACACACACCGGCGUGCGCCCCUACAAGUGCAGCCUGUGCGACAAAGCCUUCACGCAGCGCUGCUCGCUGGAGUCCCACCUGAAGAAGAUCCACGGGGUCCAGCAGCAGUACGCCUACAAGGAGCGGCGGGCCAAGCUUUACGUCUGCGAGGAGUGCGGCUGCACCUCCGACAGCCAGGAGGGCCACGUCCUGCACCUCAAGGAGCGGCACCCCGACAGCCCGCUGCUGCGCAAGACCUCCAAGAAGGUGGCCGUGGCCCUGCAGAACACCGUCACCACCCUGCUCCAGAGCAACCACCACCUCUGAGCCCCCGGGCCCACCGGGGGAGGUCGGUGGAGGGGCCUCUCCUCCCCGGCCCCGAUGGCGAGUCCACCCCCUGGGCCUCCUCUCCUGCCGCCCGGACGCCAUCUUGUCCGAACCCAGAGGGGGAGCCGGGUUGGGCGAGGAGGAGCCACGGACUUGUGCCCCGGGCAACGCCGUGUGCCCCCUUUCUCUCCCCACCCUCCUCCCCCACCUCUAAUUCGAAGGGUCGAACCGAAUCAUUCAGGACGGGCCCAGUACCGGAAGCCGCCGGUAGCAAGGGAGGGGAUUUGAAGGGAAGGACGAUUUCGAAAGCGACGCCGGACGUGGCGGCCCUGGCGUCUGCCCACUUCUGUUUCGGCCCUCCGGACUGGGCCCGGCAAAAGGCCCCGCCUCAGAGCGGCCAUGUCGCCCGGCCCCAACGGCGACUCGCCCUGAGGUGAUCUUCCUUUUAAUCAAUCUACCGGAAGGUGCCGAAGAGGUUUUUCCUUUAUAAAGAUGACACAUGUACAGAUAUUAAUAUAUAUUUUUGGUGCUGAGAAGAGAUUUUUUUUUUGACGAGGAGGGAGUCUUUGGCCCUCCCUUCCCGGUAUGACUCUGUUUAUCCUGGCCAUUUCAGACCUCCUCCACGUCCGAGGUAGACCUGCCGGCUGCCUGGCUACCUUCUCUCAAGGCCCACGUCGUGGGUGUCCCUGAUAUUCACCCUCGCCCUCUCCUCUCUUCUCUCUCCCGUCUGACAAAACGGGAAUUUGGUGCUGCCGCCUCUCCCUCCCCCUCAGCGUGACAAGCCGUUGCUCUUCCCCCGUUUUCCUCUGAAUCAAAUCCUUCACGUCCAGAAGUGGUUCUUUUCGAAAACAACCGACCGGUGGCACUCACCGAUUGACCAGCUGGGCCCAGGGGAGGGCUGAAUCCGGGGCUGGGUCUCUCAGUGGAAGACCCAAGAAACCAGUGGAAACCUUAAAGGGGAGAAAGGAAAAGAAAGGAAGGUUGCCGGUUCCUUUAUUUGAUCCCGUUCACCCCCUCCCUGGAUAUUUCUCAGCUGCGGACUGGAGGCUUGAGGGAAUCAGGCUCCUUCUAGGCACCUGAGAGGUUAGUACAGUCCUCAGCAUUCAGUAAAUUCCAGCGAUGGACGGGUCGCCGGUUGUUGGAUGAUGUGGGAAGGAACAGGGUGUAUCCUUGCCAUCCUCGUUUGUUGCCAGUGGUGUUUGCACCCUCUCACAGUCAAAGGGAUCAGUGCACCCCGAAGAUAUCCCUUAUAUAUAGUAAUCCGAGUAGGAGGGACAGUGACCCUCUGGAGGGAGUUUGGGUGAAGGAAGGAGAGAGUAUGGGAGAGGGUGACUUCUCACUUGCCUCCCCUCUUUCUCUGUCUAGUGUGUGUAGAGUGAAUUUUGAAGGUUAAUUUCCUGUGCUCCACCUUCUCCUCACCCCCGACCCCUCCACGCAGGUCUACGGGGCUGUUGGGUCCUGUACGAUAUGUAGUGUAAAAUAAUAUUACCUGGAGGAUCUGGUCUCGUUUACAUACCCAUAACACUGGAUUAGUUGGUUCAGGUCACAGGAACUGGAAGAUUGUGCGUUGUAUGUGUAUUUUAUUUUGUAACUUUGUUUUUUUUUUCCAAGCUAUUAAAAAUCGAAGAACUUCA